AUGCUUGUCCAAGCCCGGCUACCUUUGGCCCUGUCUCCAAUUUUUUUACAUGUUUUACAUAUUUUCUCCUUCAUGGUGGGAAGGAGCAAAUUUGACAUCAGCCAGCCAUCCAUCAUAUCUGUUCACAUGACAGGUGAUUCUGACAGGUGCCAAAGCGUUUGGUCCGAACAUCCCUUUUGCGACUCCGUUGUCAUGGCCAAGCGCCCACGACCACCUGUGCGGGAUGGCCUUCGUGAUGCAGUGCCGGAGCUGCUCGCGGCGGGCCACGUCCGGGCCGCCGGCGAGCUCUGCAGGGAGGCCUUGGCGGAGGGAACAGAGGACGUCAACUCCAGUGGGGAAGUUUGGUACCUGCUGGGCGUGGUGCAUGACAUUGCACACGAGCAUGAAGAGAUGGUUCUUUGCAUGCGCAAGGCUUUGAGCUGUCGGGAACGACCUGAGAUUUGGCCCUAUUUAGCAGACUAUGCCACUAGAAGUGGGGAUUUUGACGCUGCUUUCCUCGCUUUUGAACGCUUGCAGCAGCUGGUUCCGAGCGGUGUGCUUGGCCUCCAGGCAGCGUCCGAUGCUCGGCUGUUGGCCCGAACGCUGCGUUGCCGCAUGCUGAAGCGAAGCUGCUGGGCAGAGGUGGCCCACGAGCUGACUGCAAGUGGUUUGCAUGGGGCAGGCACAGAUGAUUCGCUGAAGGAGGCAUCUGCAAAAGCUUGGCGAAGCUCAUCGGCGCUUCCAGGUGUCCAAGAUUUUCAGUGGCAAUGGCGUGGGGCAUGUCAGGGCAAAGAAGAGUGUGGUCAAGAAGGGCCGGACAAAUCGAAAGCUGAGAAUCGGCCAAGCAAAGAGAUGAUGGGGAUGGCUGAUUUCGCAGAGAAACAUCGACAUCAUGGUGAAGAUCAUGGUUUUGAUCGAUCCAUUUCAUCGGUGUUUGUUUGGGACAACGUCUUCGGUCCAGCGCUUUUGCGGGCGCUCCAGCAGUGUGCCGAUGACUUCGCUAUUUGGAGAGCCAAAAGCCCGCAACGCCUGUUGGGGUUUUGGCUUCCCAGCGACUCAACUCCAAGGACAGCCCCAGAGGUGGCAGCAAGGAAGCUACAGACAUUGCUAGGAGCGCAGGAUUGGGACAUUGAAUGGUGGUGUCGAACUCAAGCACCAAGCCUUGGUGCCCACUUUCACUAUGACACUCAUCCAUUCCUGAAUGAAGCGUAUAGCGACCUCCGCCCAGAGUUCACUUCUGUACUGUUUCUGAGUGAUGUGGGGGGUCCCACAGUGGUCCUCAAUCAGCAAGCGCAAUCCGGCAGACACAAUCCUGUCCUGCCCCAGCAUGGCUGCGCUGCGUCAAGCAAGGUGAAUCGAUGCUUCGCAUUUCCAGGACAGUUGCGGCAUGGUGCGGUCGCUUUGCCAAACUGUAGUGAGGAAGUGCGUAGUGGCCAGAAGCGCUCAGUCGUUCUUUACAACUUUUGGCCGAAGGGUACUCCGCGGACUUCAGAAUGUGUACAACCCGACUUUUCGAAUUAUACACCCAUUUGCAGUUGGGCUCCAACUGCUCGACAUUUGCUUUGUGAGACUUGUCUCCAACGGCUUCAAGAGGAACCAUGCACGGCCCAAAGGGUGGAGCUCAUGGAUUUGACCCAGCCUGAGGACAUGGAUCAUUCGGUGCCCAUGGAGGAACCACCUGACUGGCUUCCCGUUUGCGGUCCGAAUCUCUUGAAGACGCACGGUGCCGUUCACUUCCAGUGGCGAUUGGCGGCGAAUUUGCCUUGGGACUGGAGUGCGCUGCAAUUGCAGAUGCUCUUCACUCCUUUUGGCGGAGUCCAGGCCAUGCAGCCGUUUGCCAGCAAUGAUCAGGGCGAGCGUAUCGUGAGGGUACGGCUUGAAGAUUUGGCGCAACACUCUCAAGCGGCAGCGCAUUUCCAACAAAAUCCAAGCGACGGGGUCACAUUGGAGUGCGAGCAUUUUCUUGGACCCAAGGAGCAGGAGAUUCUGGCGCAAGCAGCCGAGGCUGAACGUAAGAGGAAGGCGGAAGCAGAGGAGGCAGAGAGGCAGCGACAAGCUGUGAUUGCGGAGGCUGAGCAGCAGCGGCAGGCUGCCAUGUUUGCGGCCCGGCGAAACAUGUGGGAAGCUGCAAACGCAGAUUUCGCAGCGGCGGUGCUGAUACAGGUGCUGAGCUCUGCUUUUCUUGCCAGUACAUGA
Messenger RNA from Durusdinium trenchii, 2175 nucleotides. NCBI's taxonomy places the organism in Eukaryota, Dinophyceae, Suessiales, Symbiodiniaceae. The record is from the annotation of a GenBank genome assembly.